Messenger RNA from Brassica oleracea var. oleracea, 1023 nucleotides. RefSeq lists its product as uncharacterized. The record is from RefSeq and is a predicted model, not a curated record. The coding region runs from base 121 to 831 and encodes 236 amino acids. Gene Ontology annotation, molecular function: transcription coregulator activity; protein binding. Lineage: Eukaryota; Viridiplantae; Streptophyta; Magnoliopsida; Brassicales; Brassicaceae. Gene Ontology annotation, biological process: regulation of DNA-templated transcription. The transcript has 6 exons. Gene Ontology annotation, cellular component: histone deacetylase complex.
UUGCCCUCACUGCUUACUCUGUCUUUCUUCCUCAGACACCUAUUAAAAAAAACCCUAAUUUCUCUGCUCGAUUCCUCUCUGAUCGUGAAAAAGCAAGAAGAAGAGAGAAAGAGAAGACAAAUGCUGGAAGCUGCUGAUAACUCAAACGUCCUCAACAGAGGAUUCUCUCAGCUUCAGAAUUGCUUCGGUGAUUGCAGUAGCGAAGAAGAACUAACCGUCCUGCCACGUCAUACCAAAGUGGUGGUCACCGGAAACAACCGUACCAAAUCUGUCCUCGUCGGUCUUCAAGGCGUCGUUCAGAAAGCCGUCGGGCUCGGUGGUUGGCAUUGGCUGGUUUUGACAAAUGGAAUCGAAGUGAAGUUGCAGAGGAAUGCGCUUAGUGUCAUUGAAGCUCCUACAGGGAACGAAGAAGGCGAUGAUGUCGAAGUUGAGCAUACACAAUGGAAUCCCUCUGAUAUGACAUAUGAAGACACUUUGAAGCCUCACAAGUCGAAGCAAAGAGGAUACAGAUCAGCGCGGUUAUCACAUAAGGCAAUGUGCAGGGCCUUAUCUUCUGACUCACACUCAAAAAGCUCGACUAUUACUCCUCCUGUGAACAUGAAGGUUGAUCUUAGCAAAUUGGAUAUGCCUGCAUUACAGAGAUACAUACGACAUUUUAACCUCGUGGAUGCACUUCCUAACCCGUCAAAAGAGCAGCUACUUGACAUUGUUCAGCGACACUUCAUGUCUCAGGAGAUGGAUGAGCUUCAGGUUAUAAUGGGAUUCGUUCAAGCUGCAAAAGGAAUGAAGAAAACUUGCAGGUGGAAUUUAAGAGAACACCAGAAACACUGAUCUUAAUUGCAACAGCUAAAGCUCUUAAAUGGACUAACGGACGGUCACAUAUUUUUAAACCGUGGCUUAAAAGGUUGAUUAGUAGUUAAGCCUCUGUCUCUUUUGGGUUAACAGUAGAUGCUGUUAUUUGCUCAUGUAAGUACAUCAAGAAGCAAUGACCCUACAAACAAAGAAGCCUUUCUAAUAUCUAAU